AUCUUAGCAUCAAUGAGCAGAGAAGAAGAAAAAUUAUAUUGAAUUGUAUUAUUUUUAUUUUUCAAUUAAUUUGUCUGUUUACUGUCUAUCUAAAUAUCGUAAUUUUGAUUGAUAUUGUCAAAAAAUAAUUUCCAUACCAAAUACCAAAGAUAAAUUUAAUACAAAUAAUGCCAAUAUCUAAUUAUAAAAAUUUUUCAACUGUAUAAUUUUUAACUAAUAUUAACUAAUUAUUUUUAUCGAAUUUCAAUCAGCCAACUAAGCAUUAUUUAGUUGACUUCACAUCGUUCAUUAAUUGUAUGUCAAAAUAUCUUAAUUCUUUUAAUCAGUGAUUUGUGCAAUGUUUCCUCAGUUUGGUAAACCUUAGAAUUUCUUAUCUAAUAUUUCUAGAAUGUUAGUAGAACAUUCAUAAACAACUUUUUAAGGAUAAAUCAAAUUUUUAACGUUCUCGUCAUAGAAGUAUAAGUGUAUCUUUUUUAUUAAUGUUGCACUCUAAUUUAAAUUUAAUUAUAAUCAAAUAUUCAUUAGACUAGAAAACCAAAUUUUAUACGUUUAACAUAUACUUACAUUAUUUAACUAAACAUACAGUUAUUAAUGAUAUAGUAAAUAUACUAAUUCUCGAUUGUUAAAAACGUAUGUACCUAUUUUAUAGAAUUAGAUUUAAAAUUAUUAUGAAUUAAAUGGUUGCUGUUUAAGUUUAUGCUUAAUGAUUGAUUAGAUAACCAAACUAUCUACUAAUCAUUAAACAAAAUCAUGAUUUUAUAAUACAAAUUGCUAUAAUAAUAUUGCUCUAUACAUUUACAAUUAAUUUAUUUCUCUACAAUACCCAUAAAUCAAUAGGUAUUUGUUUGUAUUAUUUGUAUUGUAUGAAAUUAUAAAAUAAACAUGGCUUUAACAUUUCUAAUAUUUAAAAAUGUAUAUUCAUACAAAUUUAAUUUAAUUACUAUUCGGUAUAUAUUUACUUACAGAAACAGUUUGUUUCAUAAUUUUAAAAUUAUAUCUAAUAUAUAUUAUGAUUUCUAUUCAGUGAGAUAGUUCUACUCUGAAUAAAGUAAUUUAAACCCAUGCUCAAAAAAAUGCUUAUUACUAAUAAAUAUAGUAUAUACAGAUAGUAUGUCUAAUAAGUACAUUAAAAUCUUUUGAAUAAUAUCUAUUACAAAGUGGCUAUUUUGAAAAGUGAAUAAAUAAAUUAGUUUUUAUCAUAAUAUAUGACCAAAAAAAAUUAAGAACGUUCAUUUUUCUGUAUUGACUUUUGCCGAUACCACUUUUUUAACAUUUCAACAGUUAUUUUAAAUUUUGCCUGAUUGUAUUUUAUAUUUUAUAAAAUUAAGCACUGAAAUAACCAAGUGUACUUUAUUUGUUCUAUAGAAAAUGGAUAACCCAGUAGGAUUUGAUUUACGAAAUAAGUCUGCACACAUAAGUUCAUUAAAUAAAACUCCAGCUUCCAUUGUACAAGAAUAUGCUGCCAAAAAUAAACUUGUUCCUCAGUAUGACCUCAUAUAUAAUGGAAUUUCACAGAGCAAGGUUACUUUCAGAUAUAGCUUAACAUUAGAUGAUUAUACUACUGUAGGUGAAGGGGCUUCUAAAAAAGAAGCUAAACAUGUAGCCGCUUUAAAAAUUCUUAAGCUGAUGAUUAAUGAUAAUCCACAUUUGUUGAAAACAGAAUUUAAGCAAUGGGACUUUGAAAACCAUGUUGUCUCUCCAUUUGAUGACAAUAUUAAAGUAAACGCUGUUGGUCAAUUAAACGAUAUCUGUACAAAUCAUAAACUUGGAUUGCCAGUUUUUGAGCUAGUACGAGAAGAAGGUCAAGCUCACGCUAAAUUGUUUACUAUAAGUUGUCAAGUGGCUAAAAUGAUUGAAACAGCAACACACAAGACCAAAAAACAAGCAAAGCAUUUUGCUGCUGUUCAAAUGGUGAAUAAAUUAAAAUGCAUGGACAAAUCGUUGGCUCCUGAACUUGAAACAAAUAAAACUUAUGAUUCCAUUAAGGUUUUGGAGCAAGUUGAAGUUAUUAAAUCGGUAAAAGUAAAACUAAAUGCCCCUAUGGAUGAACACAUAACUAAUUAUCAUUUGCUUUUCAAAAAUCAUGAAUGGCCAGAGACUGCUGGUUUAGACGCCCUUCUCCAACAAUAUCUCUCUAAUGAUUGUGAUUUGAAUAUUGAUGAUCCUGUCGGUGUGUUAAAUAAUAUUGCUGAAGAGUGUGAAAUGAAUUUGACAUUCAGAAUCAUGGACAAAUCUGUUAUCGUAGAUGCAGAAAAUCUCCAUUGUGUAUUGUCCAUUGAUAAUAUAUAUCCUCCUGUUUGCAGUGUGGGUAUGGCUAAAAAUGCAAACGAAGCCAAAGAAAAAGCUGCCUUUCAAUUACUCAAGAAUAUAUGUGUAUUAUAUAAAUAAUGGCAUGUUUUCAUCACAAAUAUACAUUAUAUUAUUUAACUAAAUUAUUUAUUUACUUGUUUUUUUAAGCAUUACUGAAUAAUGUAAAUGAAAAAAUUUAAUUAGUUUUCCUUAGGCCAUGAUUAU
Molecule: messenger RNA, 2514 nt
Organism: Cinara cedri
Lineage: Eukaryota; Metazoa; Arthropoda; Insecta; Hemiptera; Aphididae
Source: the annotation of a GenBank genome assembly